Molecule: messenger RNA, 1335 nt
Organism: Macadamia integrifolia
Lineage: Eukaryota; Viridiplantae; Streptophyta; Magnoliopsida; Proteales; Proteaceae
Product: probable aspartic protease At2g35615
Exons: 1
Coding region: 1-1335 (444 amino acids)
Cellular component (GO): extracellular region
Source: RefSeq, a predicted model, not a curated record
AUGACCACUGCCGUUUUAGUCUAUGAACUCUUCAUCUUUUUAUCCUUCACCAUUUUCAUAUCUUCACCUUGCUUAACCAUCGACAGCAUUACUGCUACAAAUCCUAAACACCCCCGAUUCGCAGUUGAUUUCAUACACCAUGACUCUCCACUUUCUCCAUUCUAUAAUCCCAAUACCACUUUUUGGGACAAAGCUGCGAGGUUAUAUGAAAGCUCAAUUGCACGCCAUGCCUAUAUAUCUUCCAAAAGAGUUGACAAAUACAGAACUGAUCUUAUUCUUGAUCACUAUUGGUAUCUAGCAAAGGUCACAAUUGGUGAACCAAUGGUUGAUGUCUUCACUGUCUUUGAUACUGGUAGUCAUCUGUUAUGGAUCCAAUGCAGACCUUGCCAGCAUUGUAUGCCACAGAUUAGUAACAUCUAUGAUCGUACCAAGUCAAGAACUUAUGACACCUUAACAUGCGGUUUAGAUGAUUGCGAAUUAGCUCCCGGUAUGGGUUGCGAUAGCAAUAAUCGGUGUACUUACAACAUUUCAUAUGUUGAUAAAAGUUAUAGCCAUGGCUAUCUUGCUAAAGAGAUCCUAUCAUUCAAGGACUCUGAAGGAGAUGUAAUGGAUACUGUAAGGGAUGUGACAUUUGGUUGUGGCUUUAACAACCACAUUACAGUUGGUGACCUAUUUGAUGGAAUUCUAGGGCUUGCUGAGAUCGAUUUGUCACUGCUCUCUCAAUUACGUUCCAUUACAAAACCAAAAUUCUCUUAUUGUAUGGGCAACAUAAGUGAUCCAUCUUCCAAAGGAAAUCUGAUCAUGGGUGAAGAUUCACAUAUAUCUGGCUUCUCUACUCCCUUCAAUAAUGAUGAUGGGUAUUACAGAAUCAAGAUUGCUGUCAUUAAAGUCGGAUCACUAAGUCUUGAUAUUCCAAGAGGAGCAUUCAAUCCAUAUGGGAAUGUGAUCUUAGAUAGUGGCACAGUAUACACAUUUCUACCACCAGAAGUACAUGAUUUGAUAUUAACUGCAAUAUCAAAGGCAAUGGAAAGAUUUGAGGUCCAACCAAUUCCACCAAGACAAAUAGGGGAGUUAUGCUAUAAGGGAAGUAUUGGAGAGGAUUUAAAUGGAUUUCCUACUAUGACCAUCCGUUUUAAAGGAAAUGCUGAACUUGUUUUAGAGAGAUGGAGUAUUUUCAUCCAAGUAGAUUAUUCAAAUUUUUGCUUAGCUUUCCUUCCUACUGAUGGUCGCAAUGAGCCAAGCAUGAUUGGUACUAUGGCUCAACAGUUCUACAAUUUUGGGUUUGAUCUUGAUGGAAAACAAUUGUCUAUAAUCCGUUCUGUUUGCAUUUACUAA